Molecule: messenger RNA, 2315 nt
Organism: Pseudoliparis swirei
Lineage: Eukaryota; Metazoa; Chordata; Actinopteri; Perciformes; Liparidae
Gene: prorp
Product: protein only RNase P catalytic subunit
Biological process (GO): tRNA 5'-leader removal; mitochondrial tRNA 5'-end processing
Cellular component (GO): mitochondrion; mitochondrial ribonuclease P complex
Molecular function (GO): protein binding; ribonuclease P activity
Source: RefSeq, a predicted model, not a curated record
CGAGUCAUGCGUCCAGCUCCCUAAGUUGUGCAUGAAGUUGGACAAGGAAAGGAGCUGUAUUUCAUUCCGAGAUCGAAAGGAAGAGUGAGUCGCAUUUAAAGAGUUAUACCUACUUAUAAGAACCAACGAGAGAGGGGUAUUCAAGUAUCUUUUAGCAUUGGGUAACGACAAGGUUAUUAGCAGGCUCCACGUUAUUGAUGCAUGCAACUAGCAGCAUGUGAGAGGUUUUUAGUCAGUUGCUUGAGGAAAUACGUAUUUAUACAGUGUGUAUGUAGUAUGUAAAUGAGGAUACAUCUGCUGUAUAGCUGAAGUAAAGUGUAGUAUUAGAUUAUCUCGAUUAAGUACCAGCCCAUAGGCCAACAUGGGCCCCGCCUUGAUAUUAAAAGUCAGAAUGUGCCUGAAACCCUUCAGGCCGUUCUUCUAUCAGGGAAGCUCGGCUUUCUACACACUAAAUACUUUUCUGUGCAAGUCACCACAGCUGCCCCUCUCGGCCCGCCUUCUGUGCACCAGACACAAGAACCCAACCCCAGGGGCCAGGCAGGCAGACAGGGGGAACGGUGGGCAGGCUGAUGGACAGGGGGGAGUCAGAAAUAGCGGCAACAGACGCAGGGAAGAGGAAUUGUGGGAUGGUGCUGAGAAGGGAAAGGGUCAGAGCUCCUCUAUUUGGCAGAGGACGUCUCCCCUCAAAUCUGUGUUUGCUGCCGGGACGGCAAAAAGGACAAUGGAGAUGCUGAAGAGGAAAGCACCUCCGGAUGUGGAGGAGCAUGCGGAGGACCCUGAAAUGAGGACGAGGAGAGGACCAGAGAAGGUGCAGCCUCCCGACCGGCCGCUCUCGGCCGCUGACUGGAGGACGCUGAAGGAGUCUCUGGGAAAUAAUCAUCGCUUUGACAUCCAGAUGAUGGGUGCGCUGUUCACCUCCAGGGCAGAGCUGGAUAUCGCCAAGUCCCUACUGUCGUUUGUAGCCAUGGAAACGGGGAUUCUGACUUACGAGCUGCUGCUGCGGUACCUGACUUUGUGUGUGACCGGCGGCCACGACGACGAGGUGUUUGAUGUCUAUGACAUCAUGCGGGGAAGUUUCCCCUGUCUGGAAACGGGGGCCUCCAGCCUCUUCAUCAAGUCCUUCAGCCGGACGGAGAGGUGGAGGGAGGCGGUCGGCAUCCUGCGCGAGGUGAAGAAGGUCUUUAUCCCAUCGCCGCGCAACUACGGCGACAUCAUCGCGGCUGCGAUGUUAAAUGGCGACACGGCCACGGCCUGGGCUUUCUAUGACGAGUUGAUUGAAAAUGGCCUGAUCCCGCACCAGGAAACCUGGGAGGCUCUGUACAAGGGAGCGAGGGAGCCUGAGGAGAAGGGGAAGGAGGCUGGAGCUGUGUCUCAGUCGGAGCACCGGGAGAGGCUGCUGGGCAUUCUGCUCCACAUGAGGAACAACCAGAUCUACCCCCAACGCGGCCUCACCAGCAGCAUCAAGACCUGGUUUGAGAGUCUCACGGGCCAGAGAUGGACAGGAAGUUGGACCAGCGCCAACCCAAAGGGUGUGUGUAAGUGGUGUGGGUCGGCGUUAGAGUCCAUCCAGCUGACUGUUGAAGAGUACCAACAGCUGAAAGACAGAGUGAUGGCUGACAUCAUUCAGGGACGAGAUGUUUUUAACAAAACUACACCACAGGAGUUGGAGAGGUUCAAGGUGUUCAUGGAGAGGAAGCCAGCGUUCGACGUGGUCGUCGAUGGGCUGAAUGUGGCGAACAUCAGCAGGGACAAAAGCAGGCAUUCAGAGACGUUGUUGGCGGUGGUGUCGGAGCUGCAGGCUCAGGGCCUGAAUGUCCUGGUGUUGGGCAGGAGACACAUGCUGCGGCCCUCCAGGACCUGGGACAAACACAACAUGAAUCUCAUCCAGCAGAAGGCUCACUGCUUCUUCACUGAAAACAUCUCGGAGGAUGAUCCCUUCUUGCUGUACGCCACGUUGAAUUCCGGCAACCACUGUCGGUUUGUGAGCCGGGACCUGAUGAGGGACCACAAGGCCUGCCUGCCGGACGGAGCCACCCGGCGACUUUUCUUCAAAUGGCAGAGAGGCCACCAGCUGGUGCUGGCCGGAUACGUCGCAGCAGGCAGGAGGGUCCGAUUUCAGAGUAUUCCCAGCUACGACACCAUUAUCCAGACGUCAGCGGACUCGUGGCACGUUCCCUACGACGACACAGAGGACAGGUGCACCUAUGAAGUACCUCAACGCUGGCUCUGCCUCACAAAGCACUGAAAACGCAUCUCGUAUGUUUUGAUUAUAACUGUGUUCUUGUAAAUAAAUAAAAUAUUUGUACAACAAAGAA